CUGUACCGCGACGGCAAGCGNGUACUCGAAUGCCUCCAGCGCGCACUGCGCGUCGCCGACGCCUGCAUGGACACGGCAGUCUCGGUGGAGCUAUUCGUGGAGAUCCUGAACCGCUACGUGUACUACUUUGACCAGCAGAACGAGACGGUGACGACCAAGUAUCUGAACGGGCUGAUCGAGCUGAUCCACUCGAACCUGCAGACGGAUGAGGGGGAAGCAAACCCGAGUUUGGAGAACCCCCGACGGCAUUUUGAGCGGACGCUCGAGUAUAUUCGGUCGAGGGAGUAUGAGGGGGUAGUUACGGAGCCGAGGCAAUAA
Molecule: messenger RNA, 318 nt
Organism: Rasamsonia emersonii CBS 393.64
Lineage: Eukaryota; Fungi; Ascomycota; Eurotiomycetes; Eurotiales; Trichocomaceae
Product: Vacuolar sorting protein 35
Exons: 1
Biological process (GO): retrograde transport, endosome to Golgi; intracellular protein transport
Cellular component (GO): retromer, cargo-selective complex; retromer complex; late endosome
Source: RefSeq, a predicted model, not a curated record